CUAAAGAGUCUCAUGACUGUCUGUACGUGUCACCGAUAGUUAAUAUCCAACUGAACGAUAAGCACCAGAGAAAUCUUGCGAAAGUAGUUUUACGAGUAGAAAUUCGAAGAAAACAUUUACGAUAUAAUACUCCCUGCACAUCCCCUCCCCCUUUGAACACUAAGCAUAUAACCACCCGCUUCAUACAGCAAAGGUGCCACUCUUUCUGCCCACAUGUCUUGUCCCCAUGCUACAAUAAAAACACCUUUUUGCACCAAAAACAUCUCAAGAAUUCUUUUUUGAAUGUCCACUCACAGCCCCGUAUCAUUUAGUCAUGGAUGUUUUCUGCAGGAGACAAUGGCAGUGCCCUGGAUCCUUUUUUAAUCAUUUGCCUGUGAUGUGUCUGACCAAGUGCCCCUACACAUGCACACAUUCUAUGCUCCUACCCCCACCCCCGGUCUUUGUUGUAUGGUUCCUCUUCCAAGAGUUAGAACGUCCAGAUUUUUUUUCUGUUUUGGAGGAAUGCCCCCAGGCUACUGGAGGCUUUGCCUUGAUGAUGAAUCGACGCCUCUGAGAGUGUCGCUUGGUCAACAGCUGAGGCAUGUCGGUAUAUGAAAGGCCCCAUCCCCUUGUUUCUGGACAAAUCUGACACGUAACUUUCAUCCAGAGCUCCCCUGCAAGAUCAAGUUGAACUACUCUUUGCCUGAGAUCACACGUUUGUUUGGUUUCCUCUCCUUCCCUCUCCUGCUUCUCUCACUCUCUUACUGGUUUCUUCUGGUAGCACUGUUUGACGAAAUCACUUGCACACAAAUCCUCAGCUCAAGGUCUGCUUCUGCGAAACCUGACCCAAGACACCAUCUCAGCACUUUCUGCUCCGCUUUUGCUGCCUACCUGAUAAAUGUGGCUUGCUUUCCAGAAUUAGGUCCUGGGCCCUAUUCUCUCUACAGAUAUUGUUUGGACAAUUUCACUCAUGUCCAUGGCUUCAACCACUACUCACUUCUGAUCAUCCCCAAACUCCUUUAUGCAGCUAGACUGUAGCUCCCUCUCUGCUGGACAGCUCCACCUAGCUGUCCACAGGCACCCCCUGUGCUAAUGCCCUAGUCACUAGCCACGUGGCUAUUUUAAUUAAUUAAAUUCCGUUCCCUAGUCCCACCAGCCACAUUUCAAGUGCUCAAGAGCUACCCAUGGCUAGUGGCUACCACACUGGAUAGUGUUGAUAUAGGACAUAUGUCAUGGCAGAAAGUUUUAUUGGACAGCUUAGACACAUUUCCAAACCUAACUCACCAUCCCCAGACCCUUGCCUUUCUAUAUUCCUCAACUGUGUCUCUCUCCUAGAAACAGUGGGCAGAAACUACAGAAACUAGAAACUACAGAGAAAGGGUGCAUAAGGGCUUCAGGGGAGAGGGAGGGGACCACAGAACGAGAGUCUUUUCCAUUGAUAUCUUCCUCUGAACUGGGAAGAUGGAUGGGCAAAGAUGGUGAUGAAGAUCUUGACAAAGGCCAUCUGUGAGCUGAUCUUAGAUUGGUUAGAACAGGAGGAGAGCUGGGGGACGAGGCCUGGCUAGGCCAGAACUUGCCCUCCACAAUGAAGUUUUCCAACUCCACCCAGCCUCAGCCUUGAAUAAACGUUCUUGUGUGAAUUAGGGCCUUUAUCCAUCUCCAGUCUCUUGUGUUCCAGGAUGAGUAUCUGAUCGAAGCCAAUCAGCUGGGGGGGGAGGGGGGGUCCAGUUCUGGAAAUUUUAUGGCAAAUCUCAGAAAAGAAGCAGGUUCCUUCUACUUGAGUUGUUAAGCUAUUAGGACUUCAGUUUGGAGCCAUGUAAAGCCAUUUUGCCACUGAGAUAGGCCUACCUGUGAGUGAAGCCAAAGGCAUGGGGAAAGCAGAGGCUAGAGAAGGUGAACCACAGGUUCCUCACAGCUUUUGGCUUUUUUUUUUUUCAGCUGUUUCUGAAGAAGCUCAAUCCGUUUUUUUCAAUUGCUUCAGCCAAGAUUCCCCUAUUCCUUAGGCCAGUUGGAGCUGGAUUAGUGACAGACCUUACUCUUGCAUCCCUUGGCUUCUUCUCGUUGGGUUGGAAUUGUCCCCGCUUAUGAUUUCAACGACUCUCUAUACCUUAACGAUUCCCAAUGUCUGUAUCUGGCCUUGAUGUGUUUACUGAGCUCCAGACCGUAUGUCCACCUGCCCCCUGACGUCCCACAGGCACGCCCAAAGUGAUCUCCUUAUUUCUGCCCUCUAUCUUUAUUUCCCGUCUCAGAUGGAACCUACUAGACCUCUAGUCCCUUUGCUCAGCGAAGCCAAGGUCGUAAGUUCAGGCUCCGCCUCUUCGCGGGGCCUCAACCAAGGUCACCCGCGUCUUCCCUCGCUGGGCUCGUUGGGGGCGGUGUCCGCGAACCCCUCAGCCGCAGGGCCAGGCGCUCUAGGCAGCGGCGUGCCCUGCAAAGAGCCACCUCAUCUCGCUGGCUUCCGGUACCCGGCGGCUACUCUAGCCUACAGCAGGGCCUCGGAACUCUAUGCCCUAAGCUGGCUUCUCUACGGCUGACACCUCUCCUUUGUGCCGAGUUUCCUCCGGGAGGGCACCUGGUGGGAACCCCUUCCCACAGUGGCUUUUGUGGUCCCUUCUAGGUGCAACCGGAGAAGCCCCUGAGCCUCCAGAGAAUCCCCACCUCUCAGGCCUCGAAGGGUUUGCGCGGAAUAGGAGGAUGGCGGAACUGCUGCCGCUCACCCCGUGUCUUCUGGCCGCUUCCCUCUUUGCUGCCCCUCCCCACAGGCUCCCCCUCUCCGCCUCCUGGGGACCGUCAUGAAUGGUGCCCCUUCCCCGGAGGAUGGGGCCUCCCCCUCUCCUCCGCCUUUGCCACCACCCCCUCCUCCUAGUUGGCGGGAGUUCUGCGAGUCCCAUGCCCGGGCUGCUGCCCUGGAUUUUGCCCGCCGUUUUCGCCUCUACCUGGCCUCCCACCCCCAGUACGCAGGGCCCGGGGCUGAGGCUGCCUUCUCCCGCCGUUUUGCUGAACUCUUCCUGCAGCACUUUGAAGCUGAGGUGGCCCGGGCCUCCGGCUCCCUCUCGCCACCCAUCCUGGCUCCCCUGAGUCCUGCUGCGGAGAUCCAGCCACAUGACCUGUCCCUUGAGAGCUGCAGGGUGGGCGGGCCCCUGGCUGUGCUGGGCCCUUCUCGAUCAUCUGAGGACCUGGCCGGCCCCCUCCCUUCCUCAGUCUCUUCCUCUUCUACGACCUCCUCGAAGCCGAAGCUAAAGAAACGCUUCUCCCUCCGCUCAGUGGGUCGCUCCGUCCGCGGUUCAGUCCGUGGCAUCUUGCAGUGGCGGGGGACGGUUGACCCUCCCUCCCCGGCCGGGCCCCUCGAGACCUCAUCAGGCCCCCCAGUCCUGGGUGGAAACAGCAACUCCAACUCCUCUGGUGGGGCCGGGACCAUUGGCAGGGGACCGGUUAGUGAUGGAACAUCCCCUGGGGACCGAUGGACUCACCGAUUUGAGAGGCUGAGACUCAGUCGGGGAGGGGGGGCCUUGAAGGAUGGAGCAGGGAUGGUGCAGAGGGAAGAGCUGCUGAGUUUCAUGGGGGCUGAAGAGGCAGCCCCUGACCCAGCUGGAGUGGGCCGGGGAGGAGGAGGGGCAGCUGGGCCUACCUCAGGGGGAGGAGGGCAGCCUCAGUGGCAGAAGUGUCGCUUGCUGCUCCGAAGCGAAGGAGAAGGCGGAGGAGGAAGUCGUCUGGAGUUCUUUGUACCGCCCAAGGCGUCUCGGCCUCGCCUCAGCAUUCCCUGCUCUACCAUCACGGACGUGCGGACAACCACAGCCCUGGAGAUGCCUGACCGGGAGAACACGUUUGUGGUUAAGGUGGAAGGCCCCUCGGAGUACAUCCUGGAGACAGCCGAUGCUCUGCAUGUGAAGGCCUGGGUGUCUGACAUCCAAGAGUGCCUGAGCCCGGGACCCUGCCCUGCCACCAGUCCCCGCCCCAUGACCCUCCCCCUGGCCCCUGGGACCUCAUUCCUUACAAGGGAGAACACAGACAGUCUGGAGCUGCCCUGCCUCAAUCAUUCAGAGAGUCUGCCCAGCCAGGAUCUGCUGCUGGGAGCCAGCGAGAGCAACGACCGCCUGUCACAGGGGGCCUAUGGGGGCCUUUCAGACCGCCCCUCGGCGUCCAUCUCCCCCAGUUCCGCCUCCAUUGCUGCUUCCCAUUUUGACUCAAUGGAACUGCUUCCCCCAGAGUUGCCCCCCCGCAUCCCCAUCGAAGAGGGGCCCCCAGCGGGCACAGUUCAUCCACUCGCAGCCCCCUACCCACCCCUGGACACUCCAGAAGCGGCCACAGGUACCAGAGGAUCAUUCCUGUUCCAGGGGGAGUCAGAGGGAGGUGAAGGGGACCAGCCCCUCUCAGGGUACCCUUGGUUCCACGGGAUGCUCUCUCGACUCAAGGCUGCGCAGCUAGUGCUAGCCGGAGGCACCGGCUCCCACGGUGUUUUCCUGGUACGGCAGAGUGAGACGAGGCGGGGUGAAUACGUGCUCACUUUCAACUUCCAGGGCAAGGCCAAGCACCUGCGCCUGUCGCUGAACGAGGAGGGUCAGUGCCGGGUCCAGCACUUGUGGUUCCAGUCCAUUUUCGAUAUGCUCGAGCAUUUCCGGGUGCACCCCAUCCCUCUGGAGUCUGGAGGCUCCAGUGACGUUGUUCUUGUCAGCUAUGUCGUGUCCUCCCAGCGACAGCAGGAACCGAACACCUCCCAUGACCCACCCCAGCCCCCUGAGCCCCCUUCAUGGACAGAUCCCCCACAUCCUGGGGCAGAAGAGGCGACGGGGGCGCCAGAAGUGGCGGCAGCAGCAGCCACAGCAGCCAAAGAGAGGCAAGAGAAAGAGAAAGCGGGCUUUGGAGGGGUCCAGGAAGAGCUUGUCCCCAUGGUUGAGCUGGUCCCCAUGGUUGAAUUGGAAGAGGCGGUAGCUCCAGGCGCGGAGGCCCAGGGAGGCGCCGGAUCCGGUGGGGCUGCGGGGGCCACCGCGAUGGUGCAGCUCCAGCAGUUACCACUAGGGGGCGAUGGAGAAGAAGGGGGCCAUCCCAGAGCCAUUAAUAACCAGUACUCUUUCGUGUGAGACACCCUACCCCGCGCUUUCUCCACUCUUCUUGCUCCCCAGCCCUUAGUUGGUGAGAUUGGGGCUGGGCAGGGACGGAGAGGAGCGGUAGGAAUCCCCGCCCCACGUGCUUCCUGACCCUUGACGGCCAAGGGCAUCUAUGUUGGUACAAGAAGAGGCUCAAGAACCCUGUUAACUCCCCAGUUCAUACACUACAGGUGCCCCAUCCCCUGGGCAGGGGAUUUGGGCUCCAUUACCUCCCUGAGGGGCUGUUAUGGUCAGCCCCACCCCUGGGGGCCAUUUCCACAUUAACCGCCCCCCAGCCCGGGGAGGGGUGAGGGGGAAGGGCUGUCAGUUAUAUUAAGGUUGUUGUUGUUGUUGUUUUAAACAAAAUGGAGAAGCAUAAAUAAAUAAAAGGGUUUAUUUCAGUU
Molecule: messenger RNA, 5467 nt
Organism: Zalophus californianus (California sea lion)
Lineage: Eukaryota; Metazoa; Chordata; Mammalia; Carnivora; Otariidae
Gene: SH2B1
Product: SH2B adaptor protein 1
Exons: 9
Coding region: 2772-5057 (761 amino acids)
Biological process (GO): intracellular signal transduction
Cellular component (GO): plasma membrane
Molecular function (GO): transmembrane receptor protein tyrosine kinase adaptor activity
Source: RefSeq, a predicted model, not a curated record